Molecule: messenger RNA, 1577 nt
Organism: Cydia fagiglandana
Lineage: Eukaryota; Metazoa; Arthropoda; Insecta; Lepidoptera; Tortricidae
Product: cytochrome P450 4d8-like
Exons: 10
Coding region: 1-1518 (505 amino acids)
Molecular function (GO): heme binding; iron ion binding; monooxygenase activity
Source: RefSeq, a predicted model, not a curated record
AUGUUGUGGUGGCUUCUCCUCGUGGCGGCGGCCAUCGCGGUCGCGCUGUACAUGCGACAGAGGCGACCUCUGUACGAGUUCAGCAAAGCUUACCCUAUCGAUUUGGCGAGCUACCCUCUCAUCGGCCAGUCGUAUAUAUUCUGGGGCACGGAUGAAGACCGAAUGAACGCAUUAAUAAAAAUGGGCGACGAGUCACUCAAAAACGGAGGUAUCUCAACGAUGUGGAUGGGGACCAAGCCAUACGCAAGCAUUAGCGACCCUGAGCUGCUGGAGGUGGUGGCCAAGGCGUGUCUGGAGAAGGACGCCACAACCAUGAAGUACCUGAGGUUAGUCCUCGGCAACGGACUCAUAUUCGCACCGACUAAGAUCUGGCGUCCCCGCCGCAAGGUAAUGGCGCCGACGUUCAACAUGAAGAAUCUGCAAGAGUUCGUGACGGUGUUCGACAAGCAGAGCAGCAUCAUGGUGGCGCAGCUGCGCGCGCAUGACGGCGGGGGGGACUUCUCCUUCUGGGAGUUCAUUACUGCCUACACCUUCGACGCUAUUUGCGAGACAGUCCUAGGCAUGGAGCUGAACGCGCAGAAGGAGCGGCACCACCUGUUCAUCGAGGCCUUCGACGUGCUCGUCCAGAUCCUCGCCAAGCGCAUGCUGUCGCCCUGGCUCUACUGGGACUGGGUCUUCAGGCUCACGCCCCACUACAAACCUUUCAUCACGCAGAGAAAAAUAGGCUUCGACUUCUUUGAUAAGGUUAUACUUGACAGAAGAAAAGAACUGGCAGAACGAGGGGCUGAUGACGAUCUCAAGGACCGCAAGUCGUUCCUCGACAUGAUGAUCGUGGCUAGCGGAAGAGGCCGGGGCUACACGAACAUCGAGCUGCGCGAGGAGAUUAUCUCCAUCGUGUCGGCCGGCACGGACACCUCGGCCGUUGGCACCGCCUUCGUCGCGCUCAUGCUGUCCAGGCAUCCCAGGGUUCAGGACAAGGUCUACGAAGAAUUGAAGGAGGUGUUCGGCGGGUCGGACCGGCCGGUAACGUGGCAGGACCUGCCGCGGCUGAGGUACAUGGAGGCCGUCAUCAAGGAGACCCUGCGGCUGUACCCGCCCGCGCCCGUCGUCGUCAGGGAUGUGCAUGAGACGGUUGUAUUACCAAACGGCGCGACCCUACGCCCCGGGAUGGGCCUGGUGCUGCACUUCUGGGCCACGCACCGCAACACCAAGUACUGGGGCGAUGACGUGGAAGAGUUCAGGCCUGAGAGGUUCCUGGAAGGGCCGCUGAAGCACCCCGCGCAGUUCGCGGCCUUCAGCUACUCGCUAAGGAACUGCAUCGGAGGUAACUACGCCAUAAUGUCAACGAAGACGAACCUGUCGAACCUGCUGCGCCGCUACGAAGUGCUGCCGCCGCUGAGCGUGCCGCCCGACCAGCUGCUGGCGCCCUUCAGGGUGAAGUUCGACGUCAUGAUGAAGCACUGCGACAACUUCGAGCUCAGGAUACGGAGCAGACACAACGGACGAGGGAAAAAGUGAUCCAGCAAAACAAAGUGCGCAAGAAUGAGGGUCUGUGAUGGAUGUGCUUUUAUAGUCUG